This is a messenger RNA of Endocarpon pusillum Z07020, 1251 nucleotides long. Its product is annotated as Aldehyde dehydrogenase. NCBI's taxonomy places the organism in Eukaryota, Fungi, Ascomycota, Eurotiomycetes, Verrucariales, Verrucariaceae. The coding region runs from base 1 to 1251 and encodes 416 amino acids. Gene Ontology annotation, molecular function: oxidoreductase activity, acting on the aldehyde or oxo group of donors, NAD or NADP as acceptor. The transcript is spliced from 2 exons. The record is from RefSeq and is a predicted model, not a curated record.
AUGUACAAGCUCGCCGGUCUGAUCGAGAGCCACGCCGAAACCCUCGCCAGCAUCGAGACCUGGGAUAACGGGAAACCGUAUUCGGUGGCUUUGAACGACGAUCUGGCGGAGGUGGUGUUAUGUUUCCGGUACUACGCCGGCUGGGCCGACAAGAUCCAUGGCCAGACCAUCUCGACCACGCCGCAGAAACUCGCGUAUACGCUCCGUCAGCCCAUCGGCGUGUGUGGGCAGAUCAUCCCCUGGAACUACCCGUUGGCGAUGGCGGCGUGGAAACUGGGACCCGCGCUGGCGUGUGGGAAUACGGUGGUCAUCAAGGCAGCGGAGCAGACGCCGCUCUCGAUUCUGUAUCUGGCGAGUUUGAUCAAGGAGGCGGGUUUCCCGGCUGGUGUGGUCAAUGUGCUGAAUGGGUAUGGGAAGGAGGCCGGGGCGGCGAUUGCAAGUCAUAUGGAUGUGGACAAGAUUGCAUUUACCGGGUCGACGGCGACGGGGAAACAGAUCAUGAAGAUGGCGGCGGUGAACAUGAAGAACAUCACGCUGGAGACAGGCGGGAAGAGUCCGCUGAUAGUGUUUGAGGAUGCGGAUCUGGAGCAGGCGGCGAAGUGGGCGCAUAUUGGCAUAAUGUCGAACCAAGGCCAGAUCUGCACCGCGACCAGCCGCCUCCUCGUCCAGGCUCCCAUCUACCAGGCCUUCAUCUCCAAAUUCCACGCCGCCAUCUCCAGCACCAGCAAAGUGGGCGACCCCUUCUCGGAGAGCACCUUCCAAGGCCCGCAAGUCACCCGCGCCCAGUACGAGCGCGUGCUGUCGUACAUCGAGUCCGGGCGAUCCGAGGGCGCCACCCUCACCACGGGCGGCCACCCACAGAAAGACGUCGGCUCCGGAAAGGGCUUCUUCAUCGAGCCGACCGUCUUCACCGACGUGCGACCGGAGAUGAAGAUCUACCGCGAAGAGGUCUUUGGGCCGUUCGUGGUGGUGGCCAAGUUCGAAACCGAGGACGAGGCGCUCCGCAUGGCCAACGACACCACCUACGGCCUGGGCAGUGCGGUCUUCACGCGCGAUGUGGAGCGCGCGCAUCGCGUCGCCGCGCGCAUCGAGGCCGGCAUGGUGUGGGUCAACAGCAGCAAUGACUCGGAUAUCCGCGUGCCCUUUGGCGGCGUCAAGCAGAGUGGGGUGGGCCGCGAGCUAGGCGAGGCCGGGCUGGAGGCCUACUGUCAGACGAAGGCGGUGCAUGUUAAUAUGGGGACGAGAUUGUGA